UCCGCGUUCACUUCCAUCAGCACGUAAACGUUGACAACAGUAUGCGCGUCGCACAUACGAGUCAUGCGCUGCCAGCGUUCCCCGUCUACUCUUCGGCAUUUCUGUCUCAGAACGAACUCGUAGUUGGUGGCGGUGGAGGAGCAACCAAGAGCGGAAUCAAAAAUAAACUGAAAUCAUUCAAGGUUGGAAAAGAUCGCUCUGCAGAACAACUGGAUGAGUUGGAACUUGCCAUUGGAGAAGAUGCUCCAAUGAGUAUGGCAACUGACGGAACGACUGUCGUGUGCGGUGUCAACAGUGCACCAGAGCUAUUGGAAAAGGGCGAAAAUGAGAAUUGUCGUGUUUUCAAGGUAGACGACGGAAAACUUUCCUUCCUUCGUACCCAAGGGACGCUGUCAGUAAAACCCGAUGAUUUGGACUACCAGAAAGUAACAGUACUAUCUCCCGAUGGCUACUUGCUGGCAGUUGCUGGACCAAACGACCUUUCGCUUUUGUUAUAUCCCUCUUUGAUGCCAGCUGCACAGUCUCUCAAAGUAGACAAGGAAAUUUACGAUGCCACUUUCACGAAGUCGACACUCAUUGUUGCUACUACAGCAGAGCUGCGAGUGUACACCUUACCCGAAACCAAAUCAGCCUCGCCUUCUAAGCCAAAGAAGAAAGGAAAACAAAAAGUAUCAACUUCAUUACCUUCACUCGUGUGCGAACGCGUUAUCGACAUCCCUUCAUCGCUUGGUGGUUCCUCUGGGAGCUCAUUUCGAGCAGCCAAGAUUCACCCAACACUUGGCACCAUCCUUUAUACUGUGGCGAACACGAUACCGAAUCGAAGUCGUGGAAAAUCCACUGCAAGGCAAGCUCAUGUGUUGAAAUGGAAUACAGAGAACUGGACGGUGGAGAAGAUAAGGAAGGUUGGAGAUAGGGGUAUAACUUGUUUUUCUGUCAGCCCUGAUGGAAAUUUACUUGGGUAUGGGUCCUCUGACCUUAGUGUUGGUUUAUUAGAUGCUGCAACUCUCAAUCCUGUCUCUACGAUCUUGAAAGCCCAUGAGUUUCCUCCAACAACACUUGCAUUCAAUACAGAUUCUAGUGUUUUAGUAUCUGGAAGCGCGGAUAACUCGAUACGAGUGAUAAAUCUCCCAGAUCAAGUCAGAGGAUCCAAUUGGGGCUUUUUUAUGCUCAUCAUUCUUACACUCAUCGUCCUCCUUCUGGCAUAUACAUAUCAAAGAUACAGCAACACAUUCGGGUGGUAGUAGACAGACGUAUCAUUAUGGAUAAACGUAUAUUUAUUGUAUUCUUUCGCAUCAAGU
Lentinula edodes (shiitake mushroom) is the source of this 1298-nucleotide messenger RNA. Its product is annotated as WD40 repeat-like protein. Gene Ontology annotation, molecular function: GTPase activator activity; guanyl-nucleotide exchange factor activity; protein binding. Gene Ontology annotation, cellular component: endoplasmic reticulum membrane. Gene Ontology annotation, biological process: protein secretion. The coding region runs from base 42 to 1241 and encodes 399 amino acids. The record is from RefSeq and is a predicted model, not a curated record. The transcript is spliced from 11 exons. Lineage: Eukaryota; Fungi; Basidiomycota; Agaricomycetes; Agaricales; Omphalotaceae.